AUGCAAGACAGAAGCUGUGGCCAAGCAUUGCCUCUGUCUUUAAUGCUGAAGGAAGCUUACUGUGCAGAGAGAGGCACCAAAAAGGGAUAUCCUGAAAAUAUGUCAGAAGCUUCAUCCUACCAUGACUUUUUCUAUGAUUCUCUAUCAGACCUACAGAACGGAGAAUUUUCAAAUGAACUUUCUGCCUUCCUGACCCAGGAGGAGAUAUGUAAGAGCAUUGACAUAGCUCGGGAAGCCAUUGCCAAUUCCAUGAAGGAAGAUCAGAAUGCAGCACCAGACUUUAUUCAUUCUUUCAACACCUCUCCUUCUGACAUUUCAGACAAUCCUUCUUUCAUGGAUACGAAACAGCUUGAAAAAGAUGCUUCACAGAGGCCUCAAGAAAGCACUCUGAUUUCAUCUCCUGCAAGUCAUGUUCUCCCAAGGAAUCAGAAAGAGCAAUCUGCCACACAUCAAGCAGCAGGUAGUAUUGUCACAGUUUCCAGGAAGCAAGCAAGCACUUCACCUUUGCUAACUGCUAGCCCUAGCUUCAUUAGAAGCCUGAAACAUUUGGAGAAAGAUGGUGCAGGUGCACCUAAGACAAGCCCAAGUUCCGAAUUCACAUCCCAAGAGGUUCCUUUCAGGAACAAGCUGUGUGACAAAGCUGCCACAUUCAUAGAGGAGUUGUCUUCUAUAUUUAGACAGGCAGCAAAGACAAGAGGCCGAAGUCCUGACGGGAACUCUUCUUCUCCAGACAGUGGAUAUCUGUCUCCUAAAAACAAUCAACAAACUCAAAGCACCUUGGUGAACCAGGAGUUUGACAAGCCACACCAAGAGACUGAGCCUGAGGCAAAAUUACCUGGAGUUCAUCUGAAUGGAGAACAGUUUUCUGAAAGGGACAGCAUCAUGCAGAGUGAAAUGGUCCUUUGCCACCCCUUCAUCAGCAUGGAAGACAAUCAAUCUUCACCACCUCAAUUCACUCAGAAGCUCCGGAGCCAGGAAGUUGCUGAAGGAAACAAAGUAUUGCUGGAGUGCAGAGUUGCCGGCAACCCAAUCCCUGACGUCAGAUGGUUCUGUGAAGGAAAAGAACUCCAGAAUACCCCUGACAUUCAGAUCUGUUCUGGAAGUGGAGGACUUCAUUCCUUAAUUAUAGCAGAAGCCUUUGAAGAAGAUACUGGACGCUAUACUUGUCUGGCUUCAAAUUCUAUUGGUUCAGAUAGUACAUCAGCUGAAAUAUUCAUUGAAGGUGCCAGUUCCACAGAUUCAGAGAGUGAAAUUUUAAUUUUCAAAUCAAAAUCUGGAGCUAUGCCACAGGCCCAGAAGAAAACCACGUCUGUUUCCCUAACAAUAGGUUCUUCUACACCAAAGGCUGGAGUCACCACAGCUGUAAUUCAGCCUAUUUCUGUGCCCAGUCAGCAGGUUCAAAGCCCUACUUCACACCUGCAUCGUGUGGAUGGAAUGAAGUCUUCCUUUUCUGCACCCAUUUUUACAAAGGAGCUACAGAACUCCACAGCCUCGGAGGGACAAGUCGUGGUAUUGGAAUGCAGGGUCAGAGGCCUCCCUCCUGUUCAUGUUAAGUGGUUUCGACAGGGUGUUGAAAUUCAAGAUUCUCCAGAUUUCAGAAUUCUCCAAAAAAAGCCACGAUCUGCAACUGAACCUGAAGAGAUAUGUACCCUUGUAAUUGCAGAAACCUUUCCUGAAGAUUCAGGACUUUUCACAUGCACAGCCACAAAUGAACACGGUUCAGUGGCAAGCAGUGCACAACUAAUUGUCUGCUCAGCCAACUCAGAAAGCUCUAGUCAUGAAUCACUGACAAGAGAAUCCAAUAGUGAUGAUUUCCAUCAUUUCCCACCACUUCCUGCAGUUGAAAUUAGCUCUCUUGAGCUUCUUCCUAAGAAACAUACAGAGACUCACAAAGCAAACAACACUGAUCUGAAAUCUGGUGUGACAGACCUUCAGCUCCAGCUCAAUUCAUCUGAGGAAAAGACAAACGGCAUCCACCCCAUUCAUGGAGUAAAUGGAAUGAUUAACAAGCCAAAUGGUGAUAAAUCCAUCCCACCUCCAGCUGUCUUGCUUUCACCCACAAAGGAGCCACCACCUGUGCUUGCCAAACCAAAGCUGUGA
Molecule: messenger RNA, 2100 nt
Organism: Apaloderma vittatum (bar-tailed trogon)
Lineage: Eukaryota; Metazoa; Chordata; Aves; Trogoniformes; Trogonidae
Product: palladin-like
Exons: 9
Coding region: 1-2100 (699 amino acids)
Molecular function (GO): protein kinase activity
Source: RefSeq, a predicted model, not a curated record